AUGGAUAACCAGUUGUUUUGCAAAGCGUCAAAGUGUACCUUCCACGUCACAUCAGUGGAAUACCUUGGGAUAAUUGUCUUGGACAAAGGCUUUAGUCUGGAUAAACUCAAAAUCCAGGCAGUUCAAGAAUGGCCUACGCCCACCAAGGUUAAAGAGGUACAAUCCUUCCUUGGAUUUGCCAACUUCCUCCGCCAAUUCGUUGCCAACUUUAGCCACAUGGCCAGACCGCUACACAACCUGGUCAAGAAAGAUACGGCUUGGAAUUGGGGUCCUAAAGAACAAGAAGCUUUCCAGGGGUUAAAGGAUGCUAUUACCAAUGCCCCAGUCCUAUGCCACGCCAACCCUGCAAAACCUUAUUUCCUGGAAACAGACGCCUCAGGAAGACAGACGUUACACCCCUUAGGAUUCCUGUCAGAAUCGUUCAAGGGAGCGGAACAAAACUAUGAUACCCACAACAAGGAACUAUUGGCUAUCAUACGAUCCUUUGAACACUGGCGUAUAUUCCUGGAAGGAACUGCACACCCAAUCACCGUGUUUACCGAUCACCGCAAUCUGGAGUACUGGAAGGAGUCAAGAACCUUCAACCGUCGCCACACACAAUGGCACCUUCUACUAGCCGGAUACAACUUCCAGAUCGUCUAUUGCCCCGGGAAACAAUCAGGGAAACCGGAUGCACUUUCACGCCGCCCAGAUCACGCCAACAUCCCUCCAACCAACCAAACCAUGCUCCCAGAUCCUGUCUUUGCCAACGUUGCGCUAGUCUUGCCAGAAAAGGAAUUACAACGCCAGAUCAAGCGAUCCCUAGACCAAGACAAGUCCUUGGAAGAAAUCCUCCAAUUCCUCCAAAAUGAAUCAAAGGCACCACCUUCCAUCAAACGGGCAUUCAAGGAUUAUGAAAUGGAAGCCAGGUUGUUAUUCUACCAAGGACAAAUUGUAGUACCAGAUGUAGGCACCCUAAGGACGGACUUACUACGGAUAUUCCACAAUAGCCCCUUAGCUGGACAUCCUGGUAGACAACAAACCUUGGAAUUGGUCUCGCGCAACUACUACUGGCCUGGCAUCCGUGCAGACACUUAUUGGCACGUGGACUCCUGUGAAACAUGUCAACAAAUUAGGAAGCCCAAGUAUGCGUCUAUCCCACCUCAGCCCCUAGAACUCCCGACUAGACCCUGGCAACACGACGGAAACCACAACUCAAUCCUGGUCAUAGUAGACAGCUUCACCAAGUAUGGGGUUUUUGUCAAAUGCUCCAAGAAGCUAAAGGCACCUGAGCUAGCGGAGUUGUUCCUGGAACACAUAUGGAAACGCCACGGCAUGCCGGAGAAAACUAUAUCCGAUAGAGGGAGGGUCUUCAACAAUAAAUUCCUGCGGGCCCUGUACAAACGCCUUGGCAUUGACCCACACUUCUCAUCGGCAUAUCACCCCCAGAGCAACGGACAAACAGAACGAGUCAACCCUUCUAUCAAACACUUCCUCAGGGCUUAUUCAGGGGUCAAUCAACGGGACUGGACUAAAUGGCUCCCUAUGGCGGAGUUCGCAUACAACAAUGCCGUACACAGUAGCACGGUAAAACCCCCUUCAAAGCGCUACGUCCCGGAAGCAGAUGAUCUUGCCCAAACAAUGGAAGUUCAAUGGAAGGAGGUGGAAGCCGCCCUCCGGCAAUCUAAGCAACGAAUGACAGCCGGAGAAGAUGGAAGCCCAAUUGAAUUCGAAAUUGGCAAAGAAGCCUGGUUGGACGCCAAGAAUAUUAACCUUAAAACACUAAGUCCCAAACUAACGGAACAACGUCUGGGACCCUUUAAGGUUAUUGAAAAAAUCUCCGACCAAGCUUACCGCUUGGAACUUCCCCCAACCAUGCGGAUCCACAACGUCUUCUAUGUGGGACUCUUAUCCAAGGUCAAGAGGGAUAAGAAGCGUACCUUUGAAAGUCGUCCCCCUCCAGUCACCGUGGACGGGGAAGAAGAAUACAAAGUAGAGGGGAUAACAGACAUGGAGGAAAGGAACGGAGAAUGGUUCUUCAGAGUCAAAUGGAAGGGCUACGGACCAGAAGAGAACACGUGGGAGCCCCGGGAAAACCUCAAAAAUGCGGGGAAAAUUUUGAGAAAAUAUGAAGAAGAAAUGAGAAAAAAGGCCCUUGGCGCUGCCAAGGCCCUUAGAGGGGGGGCAGUGUUGUAG
Messenger RNA from Rhizoctonia solani, 2175 nucleotides. Its product is annotated as Retrotransposable element Tf2 protein. The transcript is spliced from 4 exons. NCBI's taxonomy places the organism in Eukaryota, Fungi, Basidiomycota, Agaricomycetes, Cantharellales, Ceratobasidiaceae. The coding region runs from base 1 to 2175 and encodes 724 amino acids. The record is from RefSeq and is a predicted model, not a curated record. Gene Ontology annotation, biological process: DNA integration. Gene Ontology annotation, molecular function: nucleic acid binding.